AUGGGUCAGACUGGUGCUUCUAAGGGGUUAGAUAUCAUUCUUUCUGGGGAAGAAGUGGGGCUGGCCACCAACGCUGUAGGAGAGGGAACUGGUGCAGUACUAAUGGAGUUGGCAACUCAGGAGUUGGUUAAUUCAGAUACUAUGGAGAAGGAGGCUUCAAUUCAACCAAAGACAACUGGGAGAGGAAAGGUUGGAGCUUCAUGGAAGAGGAAACAGCCAAAUUCAGGCAGAUUACUGAGAAUGUCUGAACAGCCAUCACAUAGUCAUAUGGCUAUUGAGAUGUCUAAAGGGGAGGUGCCUAUUAAAUCACAGAAGAGAAGUAGAGAGAGUGUAUUGUAUGAGGAGGGCAGUUGA
Molecule: messenger RNA, 354 nt
Organism: Striga asiatica
Lineage: Eukaryota; Viridiplantae; Streptophyta; Magnoliopsida; Lamiales; Orobanchaceae
Source: the annotation of a GenBank genome assembly